CUGAGAGUGUCCUUCCUCAUUAAGAAGGUGUUAUUGUAUACUUUACAACUUUUAACUAGCUCUUAUUUCUAACAUUUCAGUAAUCUGUCAUCGCAAUUUAGUUCACGACUGUUGCGGGCCAAGUACCGUACGUUUACAAGAUAUUCUUAAGAUGAUUUCCAUUUUGUUCAUUGGCCUGUACCUCGUCACGUUUCAAGUGACGUGUGAGGGCGCCCCAGGUCCAAAAAUUAUUAUACAGAACGACGUCGAGAAAAGAGCCAUUUGUGCUGAAAACCAAAUGGACAAAAGUAGUGGCUGUCCACAGUGGGAAGGCAAAGGAUUUUGUUCUCAGAAUAGUAAAUACUAUCAAUUUAUGAUGGGAAACUGCUACGCAAGUUGUGGCCGUUGCCAGCUGCCUCCAACGGAAGCACCGAAAGCGUGCACAGCCAACGAGAUAGACAAAAAGGGUAGCUACUGCACUAUGUGGAAAAAAAAUUAUGGAUGUACCGGCGGCAUGGAACAGUUUAUGAGAAAAAACUGUUAUGCUACUUGUGGUCACUGUAUAAUGGCGCCCACACCAAUCCCACAAGUGGACCCAGAUGCCUGCCUGCAGGCCCAUAAUGAAAAGCGGGCUCUUCAUGGAGCCCCAGCUUUGGUGUGGGAUAACAAACUGGCUCAGGAUGCAAAGAACUGGGCAGAUCACUUGGCUUCUACUGGACGCCUAGUCCACGCUAAAAACAUUGCCGAAGGAGAAAACCUGUACUCAGGCUCGAGCGGAUUUGUCAAAUCCUGUUCAGAUGCCGUAAAGUCCUGGUACAAUGAAAUAAAGUUUUAUGACUUCGAUAAUCCAGGAUUUAGUUUCGCUACUGGACAUUUCACAGCGGUUGUAUGGAAGAGCACCACCAAACUGGGCGCAGCUUUGACCAAAAUAGUGUCAGAUAACGGAAUCACUCACACAUAUGUUGUGGCACGCUAUUCGCCCGCAGGAAAUGUGAUUGGCCGUUUUGCUGCAAACGUCAAGCCAAAGUCCUCAUAGAACCCAGCCGUGAGCUGAGAAAUAAUUGGAUAUCACUGAGUAUGUCAAAGAAAAAUAAUCUGUGAUGGUUACAGACGAAAAUUUGAAUAAAACUUAGUUCCGAGGGGGUUGCACAAA
Pocillopora damicornis (cauliflower coral) is the source of this 1132-nucleotide messenger RNA. RefSeq lists its product as uncharacterized. The record is from RefSeq and is a predicted model, not a curated record. Gene Ontology annotation, cellular component: extracellular region. Lineage: Eukaryota; Metazoa; Cnidaria; Anthozoa; Scleractinia; Pocilloporidae.